UGGUCCUUGAACCAGCAGCACCGUGAAGGAGCUGCAGGCUGGGGCCGGAGCAGCCGGAAGACAGGAGAUCAGAAAAGGCAGAUAGACCUGGGAGCAAAGGCACCAAGGCCUGGGCGCGAUGGAGUCAGGCCGGUGCAGCUUGGCCAAGAUGCUGGUGUGCCGGCUCUGGAUGACCAUCAGCAAGGCUCUGUUUGCCGAGUUCCUGGCCACGGGGCUGUAUGUGUUCUUUGGCGUGGGCUCGGCUCUGAGAUGGCCCCUGGCGCUUCCCUCUGUGCUGCAGAUUGCCAUCACCUUCAACCUGGCCACAGCCGUGAUCGUGCAGAUCACCUGGAAGUCCAGCGGGGCCCACGUCAACCCUGCUGUGACGCUGGCCUUCCUCGUGGGCUCCCACAUCUCCUUGCCCCGGGCUGUGGCCUAUGUGGCUGCACAGCUGGCAGGGGCCACGGCGGGAGCUGCUCUGCUUUACGGGGUCACGCCUGGGGACAUCCGAGAAAACUUUGGGGUCAACAUGGUCCGGAGCAGUGCCUCGAUUGGCCAGGCGGUGGCGGUGGAGCUCAUCUUGACCCUCCAGCUCGUGCUCUGCGUCUUCGCCUCCACUGACAGUCGUCAGAACACGGGCUCCCCUGCAGCCACAAUUGGAGCUUCGGUGGCAGUGGGCCACCUCAUCGGGUUCUAUUUCACCGGCUGCUCCAUGAACCCAGCCCGCUCCUUUGGUUCCGCUGUCAUCGUGGGGAAGUUUGAAGUCCACUGGAUCUUCUGGGUGGGACCUUUGACGGGAGCCGUCCUGGCUUCACUGAUCUACAACUUCAUCCUGUUCCCUGACACCAAGACCCUGGCCCAGCGACUGGCCAUCCUCACGGGCAGUGCAGAAAUGGAGAAAAUGGAAGGGGAGGAACCCCAGAAAAAAGAAAGCCAGUCCAACUCAGAGGACACUGAGAUGGAGAGUGUGUGUCAGGUGGCAUAGAGCUUGGCCUCCGCCCUCAAGCUUCUGAAAGGAGCCCUGAAAGUGGACAGCAUGCUUUGUAUAACCAGAUUUCAGGUUUUCCUGGGGACAUAGGGGGCUUGUGAGGUAGGGUGGGAAGGCUUGGCCUCUUGACCUAAGAGGGUGGGUGGGGGAUCCCCAGCAUUACAUUUCUAGAAGGAACCUGGGAAGCAAAUCUGCUCCGUUUCCUCUUCUUCCAUCACUUUUAAUGGGGCCAAGCAGAGGGAGGCAGGGGAAUUCAUCACCACUCUCCCUGUCUCUCAUCUGUCUGGACCCCAGGCAGGACCCUGGGCUUCCAGGUCCCCAUGUCUUGGAGAAAAACGAAUCUGAGCCCAGACAUGCUCUCUGCUCAGAGGCUGUGGGGACCUCCGGGAACCCUAACUUCUCACCCCACUGUUGGAAGUAGGAUCCAGACUUCCCAGAAGAAUCAGGUCCUAGGCCAGCCUCUGAGCUCCAAGGAGGGAUGUCUCUGCCCUUGGAUGUGGAUGGGGUAUGUGGCUUCCCUCAGACUGGAGGCUUCCUGGGGCCAGAUUGUCCCCUCCAAAUAGAUCUUCAUUCCUCACCCCUCCAAAUGAGGAAUCAGCAGAGAGCCCCUCCCUUGGGAAGAGCUGGCACAGAGAGGAACCUUUUCUCCAGCUAGUGGAGGGGCAGGAUUACGGGUAGGGGAGGUUCAGCCCAGAUGGGCCUUUCCCCCCAGGUGUUCUCUUGCCUUCCACUCCAGCCCCAUCCACAGAAACAAUCCUGACGGGGGAAGGUCCCGUUGCACCACUCAGUCCGUGAGCUGGGCCUGAAGAAGCCAUCACCAGACUCAUUCUCAGCUCUGCUGGGAUGCCCCAUAAGCUGUUGAAUAUGCCCCAAGGAUGAUGGGAAGUCAGGAAUAACCCAGGAAACCAAGAUUUGCAGUUCAGUGCCUCUGAAGGACUACUGGAGUCUCACCUAAUUUGUUAAUAUUUUCAAGCUGUUAUCAAUCUACUCUGCCUAUGACCUGGGAUCCAGUCUGAAUCUCAGCUUCCUCAGCUGUAAAAUGGGCUGUAAAAUCUACCCCUGAGAUUGAUGUUAAACGAGAUUGGAAAAUGUGUUUGGAAGUUAAAAUGAUAGAAUAGAAAAACAAAUCCAAUAAAUGAUGAUUAUUGUGGC
Capra hircus (goat) is the source of this 2119-nucleotide messenger RNA. RefSeq names its product aquaporin 6 (gene AQP6). Lineage: Eukaryota; Metazoa; Chordata; Mammalia; Artiodactyla; Bovidae. Gene Ontology annotation, biological process: transmembrane transport. The record is from RefSeq and is a predicted model, not a curated record. The coding region runs from base 119 to 964 and encodes 281 amino acids. Gene Ontology annotation, molecular function: nitrate transmembrane transporter activity; water channel activity. Gene Ontology annotation, cellular component: apical plasma membrane; plasma membrane. The transcript is spliced from 4 exons.